Molecule: messenger RNA, 660 nt
Organism: Yarrowia lipolytica CLIB122
Lineage: Eukaryota; Fungi; Ascomycota; Dipodascomycetes; Dipodascales
Source: RefSeq, a predicted model, not a curated record
AUGAAGUUCUCUCACGUCACCCUUGCUGUUGUCGCAGCCACCGCCAUUGCCGCUCCCACCCAGCAGCUGGAGUCCCGAGACCUCCAGAUCACCGGCCAGAACGCUGGUGAGCUCGUCAAGCAGUACGCUCCCGUCUUCACCCUGGCUCCCGGCGCCUUUGCCACCCAGACCGAGCCUGAGCCCAUGGGCUUCCUCGACUUCUCCGGUUACGUCAACUUCUUCGUUGGCCUGCUGCAGCUUGGUGGCCAGUUCAUCAAGGACGGAGGACGAGCUCUUGUCGACCUCGACAUCAACAAGGUCGGCUCCGCUGCUGUCAACUUCUUCCAGGGUCUGAUGGUCUACUUCAACGCCUUCCUCGCUGCCGUCCAGCAGGGAACCAAGUUCGACAAGGCCGUCUACGAGUUCCUCAUCAACUCCGGUAUCAAGGACUUCCUGACCAACGUUGCCGCCUUCAUUAUCAACGUGUCCAAGAACAUUCUCGAGUCUCCUCUGCUCGGCACCAUUGUCAACCUCCUCAAGCCUCUCGUCCAGUGGCUGUUUGGCGCCAAGCAGACCGUCCAGCAGAACCUGGGCUCUGCCGCUGACGUUACUGGCUUCGACCGAGCUCUUCUGGCCGUCCAGUCCUUCAACGCCGCCGCCACCAAGAAGCUUGGUAACUAA